AUCCGACGGACAUUUAUUAGAUCGGAGGCGAAACUUUUUUACUUUCCCCCCUUCUCUUGAUUUUUCUUCAGCAGCCAGAGCAAUAUUCAAUCACGAAGUUCAUUGCACCUUCUUCUAUCUCCCAAGUAGUCCAACUCUGCACCAUCGACAUGGUAUUUUACUCGACGUCGACGCCACACGACGAGGUCACAGUAUCGGAAAGUCCAUACUAUUAUAAUUAUCAAGAUACAAUGCCAUCCCUUCAUCGUCCCGUUCAGACUGUUCCUCCUGGGUCGUUGACAUCGACCGUCCCCCAGGCCAGGAGGUUCGCCUCCCCGAGCUGGAUGCGUGCUGGACCCUCACCGAAUGUCGGUACUACAUCCAACACCUCUGGCUUCCCCGCCGAUACAACGAACUACUCAAACAUGUCCAUGUACCCUGACAACUUGAAUGGCUACAUGAAUUUGAACGUUCCAUCCAACGGAUAUUCUCCCCACCGCAGGGAGGCAGCUACUGCCACCCUACGGCAACACCCAACGCCAUCUUUUUCCACAAACGAAAAAUACGCUCAAGCUAACGCUGCCGUGAUGGACAAUCCAGCACGACCACAAAACAAUUUUACACCUGCUAAUCCCAUACCUUACAACAAUGGGCCAUGGCCACAAAAUGCCUCAAGCCAUACGCAUCCGGCGGCGACCAGUGAGCUUCAAUCUAGCUCGGAUUAUGGCGACCAUUUCUACAAACCCGCAAGUUUCCAUGGUUCCCAAUCCCCCAACACCGCGCAAGAAUUUUGGCGUGCUGACACUCCGGUGGCAAGGAGGAACCUCCCGUCAUCCCGUUCACUGCCAAUGCAGUAUCCACAUGACUACGCUCCCUAUCCACCUCAAUUCUCGUCCGGCACAGAUGGACCCUCCAGCUCCUACCAUGAGCCAUCCUCCCGCCGCGAAGUGUCCUCAUACCAUGAACCAUUAUCCUACUCUGGAUCAUUUUCCCAUAAUUCGGAGGCGUAUCAUGGCUCGUGGCCACAAUGGCAUGGCUCCGCCAUUGGUGAUCCGCAACCACCCGGUCCUAGUGUUCCAGAAUACCCAGUCCCAUCAAUGACACCUCUACCCCCGGCUACAGCAUUCUCACAGCCCUAUAUAAAUCACAGAGGUGACAUGGGUUAUCAUUCAUAUCAGCCACCAUCCACCCAGCCACGUCAAGAUCCCCCCCGCCAUAAUUCACGUUCUCGCCAGAGUUCCCAGUCCCAGCGUCAUGGUCAUCAUGGAUCUCAUACCCAUAAACCCCGUUACUCGCCAUCCACUGAAUUCUCCUGCGCUUGGAUUGUCGGAGACAAUACCACCUGCAAUUUUCAAGGUCCUUUGACUGAAUUCAAGGCGCAUUUCAGGCGCUAUCAUUUGACAGGGUCGCAGGAUUCACCAACUGAAUGUCAUUGGCAAGGUUGCACGUAUCACGGACGUGGCAAUCCAAACAUGGCACACAUGCGGCGCGAUAGUACAUGGCGUCACGUUUGGGAGACCCAUCUGGGAAUGAAGAGGGGUAACUGAAGAGGAGUAUCUGAUAUUUUUAUGUUUGUAUUUUCCAACCUUCUUUAUCGUUCUCUUGGUGCAGGGCGCCUAGGCAGAGCUCAUGUAACAUGAAGGCUCAUCCGUUGUUGUACUUGCUCCCAUCUCUAUCAUUCAUACCUACCCGCAGUUUCAUGUUUCGUGCUACUUCGCCGUAGCGUACUUAGUUAUAUCUGUGUUUUUGUUCCAGUAUGCCGUCAGGAACCUUCCUUGUUUCCGAAUGUUGACCAGCCAACUCUUUG
Messenger RNA from Suillus clintonianus, 1786 nucleotides. RefSeq lists its product as uncharacterized. Lineage: Eukaryota; Fungi; Basidiomycota; Agaricomycetes; Boletales; Suillaceae. The transcript is spliced from 4 exons. The coding region runs from base 150 to 1526 and encodes 458 amino acids. The record is from RefSeq and is a predicted model, not a curated record.